AUGUCGUCCGACGGAGAAGGAACGAGUCUUGCUACAAUUUCACAUUGCGCGCCUCAAUUAUUAACGAGUGCGUUGCUCUACAUCCGGGAUCGUGGGCGUAAUAUUGUCAAGGCACGAGCGUUGUUAGACACGUGCGCCACCGCGAAUUUCAUCUCUGAGGCUAUCGUUCGAAAGUUGGACGUGCCGGUAAUCAAGCAUUCUAUAUCGAUCGGUGCGAUCAACGCCACGAAAACCGAGUCAAGGGGAGUCGUGCAGAUUAGCGUUCAAUCGUUACAUAACGGCUUUAAUAAAACAUUGACAUGCUUAACGAUACCGGUCAUUACAGAUUUGAUUCCUUCCGAAACGUUCCCUCGAGAUGCGCUCACGCUGCCUAAGAAUAUAAGAUUAGCGGAUCCGGAGUUCCAUAAACCACGUCCUGUCGACUUGCUCAUCGGCGCUGGAGCAACGCUUUCGCUUUUUUCCGUCGGCCAAAUCGACUUGUCACGAGACGGACAUGAUCUAUAUUUACAGAAGACGCGACUUGGCUGGGUGGUCGCGGGGGGCGCGCCUGCACGCGCGUCGGUGCCAAUCUCGUCAGAUCCCGCCAUUUGUUAUCUAACAAACCUAGAAAAACAGAUAGAGAAAUUUUGGGAUAUCGAAGAAAUUGCUCGGGACAGUCCGAAAUCAGACGAAGAAAUCCAGUGCGAAUCUCAUUUCGUAGAAAAUAUCUCGCGCGAUCGGAGCGGACGUUACACAGUUCGCUUGCCGUUUCGUAAACCGUUUAGACGUCUUGGUGAUUCGCGUAACGCUGCAGUUAAGCGUUUAACGGCAUUAGAACGCAAAUUCAGUGCCGAUGAGGCUUUGAAGCUUGAAUAUUCUCGAGUAAUCGAAGAGCAUUUAAGAUUGAAGCACAUAUCUUUAAUUCGGGAUCCCGGUAAUGACGGAUAUUACAUGCCUCAUCAUGCCGUAAUUAAAGAAUCGAGUAGCACUACGAAGGUCAGGAUAGUGUUUGACGCGUCCGCGAAGUCAAACAACGGUACAUCACUGAAUGACGCAUUAAUGGUCGGACCUACGAUACAGAACAAAAUAUUCGCGCAUUUAAUUCGGUUUCGCAUGUAUAGAUAUGUCCUUACCGCAGAUAUCGAGAAAAUGUACUGUCAGGUGCUAUUGCAUGAAAACGAUCGGAAAUAUCAAAGAAUUUUGUGGCGCGUGGACAGGGAAGUAAAGACCUUUCAGUUUAAUACGCUUACGUUUGGCGUUUCCUCGUCACCAUUCUUAGCGAUCCGUACCAUACAACAACUCGCGGACGACGAAUAUCAGUUCCAUCCUAGAGCAGCGGAAGUGAUCAAAAUGCAUUUAUAUGUAGACGAUUUGCUGACCGGCGCGGAGACGAUCGAAGAAACGCGAGAAAUUCGAGAUGGAGUAAGCGCGCUACUAUCUAAAGGCGGUUUCACUAUACGAAAAUGGGCGUCCAACGACGAACGAAUCGUUAGCGACAUGGCGGCCAAUGCGCUGCACGCAGAAUUCUCGUUAAACGCGGACGGCGACCAUUCAUUGAAGACGCUUGGAGUAGCGUGGAGCCCGCGUAGCGAUGAAUUGCGGUAUGCGGCCCACGUUAUCGAGGUUGCAGAAAGAGUGACGAAGCGGAAAGUUUUAUCGGACAUCGCAAAAAUAUACGAUCCGUUGGGUUUGCUGGGCCCCAUUGUAUUAUAUGCGAAGAAAUUAAUGCAGGAUGUAUGGCGAUGUAAGUUGCAGUGGGACGAAUCUGUUCCCCAGAGUGUGUAUACAGAGUGGCUCGAAUUUGCGCGACAGCUCGGAUCGAUGGGUCGCAUCGCGUUUGAUCGUAGAUUAUGGUCUGAUGAGUGCAUUGACUUACAGCUGCACGGUUUCUCCGAUGCGAGCAAGAUCGGUUAUGGCGCCUGUUUGUACAUGCGCUCAUGCGACAAGAGCGGGAACGUGAAUAUUAGAUUGGUUUGCGCACGGUCUCGGGUCGCGCCCUUAAAAACGGUUACGAUACCGCGUUUAGAGCUGUGUGGCGCGCUACUGUUGGCACACUUGUAUCGCGAGGCUAAGGAAACGUUGGGUACCGUUCCUAACAACAUAGUUUUUUGGUGUGACUCGACAGUAGUGUUGCAUUGGAUAAAAACGCCACCGCACCUACUUAAGACCUACGUCGCGAAUCGGGUCACUCAAGUAAGGGAAAUCACUGAUCCAGAUGCGUGGCGUCACGUAGCUUCGGAAGAUAAUCCGGCCGAUGCGAUCUCAAGAGGUCAGUUGCCUCAAACAUUUUUGCGAAAUAAAACGUGGUUCGAAGGGCCCUCAUGGUUAAAAAAAGGAGAAAGCGAGUGGCCUAACGAAGUCAUGCAAGCGAUGCAGGUGCCUGAAUUGCGAAAAAACACGUGCUUAAUCACGACGUUCUAUGACCUGGAGAUGUUUCAAAAAUAUUCAUCGUUUUCUAAAUUAUUGCGAAUUAUCGCAUACUGUUUGCGUUGGCGACCGAGUAACAAGUUUACUGGAACUUUGCGCGCGGUAGAGAUAAGAGAGGCCGAAAUACGCCUAUUGAAACUUCUUCAGGCCGCGCAAUUUGCUGAUGAAAUUCAAGCUAUUAAAGAAAAUAAAAAAUUACCGGACAAAGGUAAAUUGAUCAAUCUGAGUCCAUUCGUGGACGAGGAUGGCCUCGUACGG
This is a messenger RNA of Cyphomyrmex costatus, 2664 nucleotides long. RefSeq lists its product as uncharacterized. The annotation marks the transcript as partial. The record is from RefSeq and is a predicted model, not a curated record. NCBI's taxonomy places the organism in Eukaryota, Metazoa, Arthropoda, Insecta, Hymenoptera, Formicidae. The transcript has a single exon.